This is a messenger RNA of Rhodofomes roseus, 1569 nucleotides long. RefSeq names its product amino acid/polyamine transporter I. Gene Ontology annotation, molecular function: transmembrane transporter activity. The transcript is spliced from 12 exons. The record is from RefSeq and is a predicted model, not a curated record. Gene Ontology annotation, cellular component: membrane. Lineage: Eukaryota; Fungi; Basidiomycota; Agaricomycetes; Polyporales; Fomitopsidaceae. Bases 1 to 1569 code for a protein of 522 amino acids. Gene Ontology annotation, biological process: transmembrane transport.
AUGUCCGACGAACUACCCAAUGCGACUGACGAUGCUCGUCUGGCGGAGCUGGGGUACAAAACCCAAUUCAAAAGAGGUUUCACUCUUAUUGACGCAACGGCUUUCUCCUUCUCGAUCAUGGCCGUUAUCAGCGGUGUUUCUUCAACGAUGGGCUUGACAAUAGCUUCCGGCGGCCACGUGGGACUCAUCUGGGGAUGGCUCAUACCGGUCCCUUUCGUCAUUUGCGUUGCAGCAGUUAUGGCAGAGCUAGCAUCCUCCAUGCCAACGAGUGCGGGUCCAUACUACUACGCGGCGAAACUCGCACCCAAGCGAUAUGCACCUCUCGCAAGCUGGGUCGUUGGAGGUGCCAACUUGACCGGGCAUGUAACACUUUUGACAUACAUUGAUUUUGCACUAGCGCAAAUGAUUACAACCGCAAUUGCUGCGGGAACGGACGGAAGAGUAGCCUUAGGCCACGGACCGACAUUCGGAUUAUUUUUGGCGAUGCUAGUCCUGCACGGAUGCAUCUGCUCAGCGACCACGAGGGCACUGGCUCGACUGAGUCUAGUUAGCGCAAUUUUCAAAGUCGGAGCGACCGUAGCGGCGAUCAUCAUUCUGCCGGUAUGCACGGGCGAGAACAGGGUAUCGACAAGAGUUGCCUUCACUUCCUACGAGAACUCCACCGGUUGGUCGAACUCCGGGUGGGCAUUUCUGCUGGCCUUUACAGGCCCCAUGUGGCAAUUGGCAGCAUGUAACCGACUCCGCUGCGCUAUCUCGGAGGAAACCGCAAGAGCAGCGAAGGUCGCUCCGAUGGCUAUGCUCAUGUCGGUAGCCUGUGCGGGCUGCCUCGGAUGGAUCUUCAAUAUCGCUACUUCGUUCGCAGUAGCAUCCGUUCCGGACCUCCUUUCGAGCCCAUUCCCGCUGCCGAUGGGUCAACUCUACUUUGACAUCAUGGGCAAGAGGGGCAUGCUUGCGAUAUGGUGCGUCACUAUCGUAGUUCAGUUUAUGCGUGGUGCUGCGCAAGGAGUAACCGCCUCACGGGUAGUCUUUGCGUUUGCACGCGACAACGCUCUCCCCGGUGCACAUCGGUGGAAGAAAAUCAAUCAUUAUACACGAACUCCAGUAAAUGCUGUCUGGCUCGCUGUGUCCCUGGCUGCGUUUUUCGGCCUGCUGGGAUUCUCCUCAAUAGCCAUGACUUCCGCGGCUUGUGCCACCGUCAUUGGCUUGUAUACGUCGUAUGCUAUACCAAUUCUGCUCCGCAUCACAACCGGACGCAAUAAGUUCGUCCCAGGACCGUUCUCGCUUGGCCGCUGGUCGACGCCGAUGGGGACGAUCGCAAUAGCAUGGAUCGCAUUCGUCAUACUCCUCUUGUGUUUCCCGCGAACACAGAGCCCUCACACAUCCAAUAUGAACUAUGCUGUCGUGCUCACAAUGGGCAUUUCCAUACUUGCCUAUGGCGUCUGGGCCUUCUCAGCAAGAAACUGGUUCACUGGCCCGCUCCAGAACAUUGACGACAACGAUAGCAACAAUACCAUUACUCAGGCUUUUGGCGAGAUGUCCGAAAAUGCCAAAUCGACGCAGGGGCUCUAA